This is a messenger RNA of Aspergillus pseudonomiae, 602 nucleotides long. RefSeq lists its product as uncharacterized. The transcript has 2 exons. The record is from RefSeq and is a predicted model, not a curated record. NCBI's taxonomy places the organism in Eukaryota, Fungi, Ascomycota, Eurotiomycetes, Eurotiales, Aspergillaceae. Bases 33 to 602 code for a protein of 189 amino acids.
GUCUAAUACUGCGUCUAAUGGCCUAGAUUGAGAUGUUCUUCCAUCCAUUACCAGCUGACGCCACGCCAUGGGUCCUAUUUCGCGCCGUCGCGCGUAGCACUGACCAAUGCUACUUACAUGCACGAAGGACUUCCGGGGGUCCGCUAUCACUGCAAGACUUUGAUAAUUAUCUGUCUUGGGAGACGGAAUGGCACACACCGUUCAUUUCAUUUGGCACUUGGAGGCGGGCUAUGGCGCAAAGGAAAUAUCUGGAAAGUACGAGGGAAAGGGAUAUUGUUGUGAUUGCUGUUUGGACAAAGGGACUGGCAAGCGUGUACAGUGCAGAGGAGCCUUACCGUGAUGAAUACCUUGUUGAAGGCUGCAUUGCGGCUGAUGAAUACCGUAUUCUCGCUAUUUUCGAGGGUGGUGGGACUGAACGUGAUGUCGUUUUCGAAUGCCUUUUUAUAUAUCAGGCAUCCACGACAAUCCCGAACGAAUUUUUCCCUGGACGAAGAUCGAGCAACGCCCUGGAGGAUAUCGAAGACGAAAUAUACUAUUAUUCAGGAGUUCGCAACGAUAUGAAGCGGGAUGUGCUUGUGCAAGUAAUCACUGGAUGGCAUUAA